UGCAAUUUUUUUGUCCUCUAGUUUGCUUUAAAACUUUUUGGUUAUAUACGCUAUGUAUGUUGCAUGAAAAAGACAAUGUUGGUUUGCUAAACAGAAUUUGGAAUCAGUUGGUCUGCAAACGUGGUGGCGAGCACACAGCAGAGACUAUUGAAUCGUAUAGCCUACCCAAUUAAGUUUUAUCGUUAUGAAUUUUGGUCAAGAUUCCAUGUCGUCUUAUUUGAAUCGACGUUGUCUCAUGUUUUGGAGGCUUUUUCGAUUCAACCACACCUUGACCCAAAACCUGAUCAUGUUCGGGAGUCUGGGACUACUCUUUUGUUUCUAUUAUUGUGGGGGACAUCAAAAGUUAAUAGAAUCAGCAAAAUGUCGAUGCCAAAAAGUAAAUGCCGGUGAUAAUUGGACCAUGCAUAAGUCUGGUGCUAAGAACCAGCAAAAAUUAGAUACAAGGAAAACUAGUCCUACUACAACAACAGAAGAUUCAUCGACAUUAUCGUUUAAAUCAACUUGCAGUGCUGCCGCCGAUCGCAGAGGCCCAAACCAAAAAGUCAUCGGCUAUUCCAUGUAUGGCAAUUUCUCAGAUCCAACAUUUUACAACUCGUACCUGAAAUGGUUUGGCGAAACUCUCCGGACAAUCCCAAUCAAAUAUCCAGGGUGGGUGGUGAGGAUUUAUCAUGAGCUGAAGAGCGACAAUGUCGAAAGUUGGCGAGUGCUCAACAACGUCCUCGAUUCGGGAACCAAGAACAGUCGUGACCACAUUGAUCUCUGCAAUGCGACCCAAGUCAUCAGGAAUCGACUGCUGGGAAACAUUUUUGAGAUGACUUGGCGUUGGUUACCUUUAUUGGAUGACAUGGUGGACACGUUUAUGUCGAGGGACUCGGACAGUUUGAUAAUUACUCGUGAACAAGAUGCCGUGGCUGAGUGGCUGGCCAGCAACAAAACCUUUCACAUUAUGAGAGACCAUCCGUAUCAUAACAUAUUUUUCCUUGGAGGUCUCUGGGGAACCAAAAUCAGCCAAGAACGCGCUGCAAUUUUGUCUACGGCAGAAAAGAUGUUCCACAGAAAUCACUUGCACAAAAAAGGAUACGACCAAGAAUUGCUGAUUAAUUACUUUCAACCGAUGGCUGUCAAAAGCAUGGUUGCACACGACAGUUACCACUGUGGAAAAUUCCGGGGCAGUCAGCCGUUCCCGAAUCCGAGACAAAACGGUUGGUUUGUCGGCUCGUCGCAGUACAAAUUGCAAACUAUUAAUAUUUCGUGCCCUGAAAAUUGUCAACCGCACAACUUGACCGGGGCAUUUAAAUUAGCCGAUUGGAGAUUGUGCUGAGGAAUUUUUUUAAUAUUUUCCGUUUGACAAUGUAGUCUAUAAUAAACAAACAAGAUUGACGCGAUACGAAACAUUUGUUGAUACAGUUGAUUUCUUUCACGUUUUCACAUAUGCCUUCUUCAGUUAUAAAUGACAAAGAUGACAUAGAUUAUUACUAAACUAUACGGCAACUGUUGAUCGGGA
Daphnia pulicaria is the source of this 1504-nucleotide messenger RNA. RefSeq lists its product as uncharacterized. The transcript is spliced from 5 exons. NCBI's taxonomy places the organism in Eukaryota, Metazoa, Arthropoda, Branchiopoda, Diplostraca, Daphniidae. Bases 185 to 1321 code for a protein of 378 amino acids. The record is from RefSeq and is a predicted model, not a curated record.